AUGGCAACGUUAAGCCCAUCCAAAGUGACAUUAAUGGAGGGGAAGCACGUGGACCUGUCCUGUACAACCUCUGGCGUACCCUCACCUGAGCUGAUAUGGAACAUGGCGUUGGUCUCCAACUAUGAGAUCUUGACAUCAGGCCAGAUUUCAGUGCUGCGACUGUUCAACCUGUCGUCAUUGGACCACAACAGCAAGAUCAGCUGCACGGCUGAGAACAUUGUUGGAGAGAAAGAGUCAUCACUGCUGCUAGACAUACUUUUUCCUCCCAAAAUCACUAAGCUGAGUGAUGCAAUCCCUGACCAUCACUGGUGCAUCCCCUUCAGUGUGGCAGGAAACCCAGAGCCGCAGCUACAGUGGUAUCUGGAUGGUGAAGCGGUGACGGAGGGGAUCUACAUCAUGACCAUAAUCCAUGACAUCACAGAGAGAGAGUACCACGGCUGCCUGCAGCUGGACAGCCCCACACACCUCAACAACGGCCGCUACACACUCAUGGCUAAAAACCAAUAUGGGACAGACCAAAAGGAGGUGGAGGCUCACUUCAUGCGAAAACCCUGGGACG
Messenger RNA from Plectropomus leopardus (leopard coralgrouper), 559 nucleotides. NCBI's taxonomy places the organism in Eukaryota, Metazoa, Chordata, Actinopteri, Perciformes, Serranidae. The record is from RefSeq and is a predicted model, not a curated record.